Molecule: messenger RNA, 759 nt
Organism: Phytophthora infestans T30-4
Lineage: Eukaryota; Oomycota; Peronosporomycetes; Peronosporales; Peronosporaceae
Product: exosome complex exonuclease MTR3-like protein
Exons: 2
Coding region: 1-759 (252 amino acids)
Biological process (GO): nuclear mRNA surveillance; rRNA catabolic process; poly(A)-dependent snoRNA 3'-end processing
Cellular component (GO): nucleolus; nuclear exosome (RNase complex); cytoplasmic exosome (RNase complex)
Source: RefSeq, a predicted model, not a curated record
AUGCAGAACUGCUACUAUCCGCUGCCUGUACAGCCGCAGUUGGCCGCCCCGAAGGACGACGAUGCGCCCAUGGAGCGGUUAGACAAGUCGCGCACCAGUUCCGACGAGAUGCGCCGACCUUUUAUGCAGUUGGGAGCCGUGAGCGGCGCUGCCGGAUCGGCGUACGUGGAGCUUGGCCGCACCCGCGUGCUUUGUGCUGUUUACGGCCCGCGGACAGACACGCGCGCACGCCGUGAGUUCAGCAAGGACGGUCAAUUAGUGUGUGACGUCAAAUACGCGCCGUUUGCGGAUAAAUUGACGCGGCGUGAACGCGGACAGGACCCGGACGAGAUGGAACUGUCAGCCAUUGUGGAGGAGGCGCUGGCACCCGCUGUGAUGCUGCACAAACUGCCCAAAUGCAUCAUAUCAGUGUUCGUGACGAUUUUGGAGGACGAUGGAGGUGUGCUCGCAGCUGCACUUAACUGCGCGUCCUUGGCACUGGCUGAUGCCGCCGUGGAGAUGUAUGACGUGGUCACGGCGUCGAGCGCGGGUAUUGUGAACGGUUCGGUGGUGUUGGACCCAAGCAGGGAAGAGGAGCAACGCGGAGAUGGCAAGCUCGCGCUGGCCUACAUGCCGUCGAUGGGACGUGUCACGUACAUGCUACAGGCCGGCAAGAUCCACCACACGCAGCUACAAGAGGCGGUGGAUCUCUGCACAGACGCAUGCACCGGCGUCAUACGGUCGCUCCUAACUGCAUCGCUCGUACAGGCGCUGUCCUGA